Messenger RNA from Myotis davidii, 1305 nucleotides. It is a transcript of the gene PPCDC, whose product is annotated as phosphopantothenoylcysteine decarboxylase. The coding region runs from base 138 to 803 and encodes 221 amino acids. Gene Ontology annotation, molecular function: FMN binding; phosphopantothenoylcysteine decarboxylase activity. The record is from RefSeq and is a predicted model, not a curated record. NCBI's taxonomy places the organism in Eukaryota, Metazoa, Chordata, Mammalia, Chiroptera, Vespertilionidae. The transcript has 6 exons. Gene Ontology annotation, biological process: coenzyme A biosynthetic process. Gene Ontology annotation, cellular component: phosphopantothenoylcysteine decarboxylase complex.
UGUGCGAUCACGUAGGCUGCGAGAUGCUUACGUGAAGUUGUGUGCCAAUUAGAAUCAGCGCGAAAUCGACAGAGAUAGUGCGAUAUUUGGGUUUACCCGAGACGCCCCUGGCGAGGAUUCCAAAUCCUGACAGCUUUAUGGAGCCCAGUUCUGGCAGGCUCCCAGAACUCGAAGCCACCAGACCCCACAUGGAACCAAGGGCCUUGUGUUCGGCCGCUGCGCCCUCGGUAGAGAGGCAGUUCCGUGUUCUUGUGGGUGUCACUGGGAGUGUGGCGGCCCUGAAGUUACCUCUCCUGGUGUCACAGCUUUUGGACAUUCCUGGCCUGGAAGUAGCAGUGGUCACAACUGAAAGAGCCAAACAUUUCUACAGCCCCCAGGACAUUCCUGUCACCCUCUACAGCGAUGCGGAUGAAUGGGAGAUGUGGAAGUGCCGGUCCGACCCAGUUCUCCACAUUGACCUUCGGAGGUGGGCAGACCUUAUGCUGGUGGCUCCUCUCGAUGCCAACACUCUGGGGAAGGUGGCCAGUGGCAUCUGUGACAACUUGCUUACCUGUGUCAUCCGGGCCUGGGACCGCGGAAAGCCCCUGCUCUUCUGCCCAGCGAUGAACACUGCCAUGUGGGAGCAUCCCCUUACCUCGCAGCAGGUGGGCCAGCUCCAGGCCUUUGGCUAUAUCGAGAUCCCCUGUGUGGCCAAGAAGCUGGUGUGUGGAGACCAAGGUUUGGGGGCCAUGGCUGAGGUGGACACCAUUGUGGACAAAGUGAAGGAAGUUCUCUCCCAGCAUGCUGGCUUUCAACAGGGUUGAACCCAGGAUCUCUCAUGUGUGUCCCUCUGUACCCAGUGUGUUUUCAGGCCUGUCAGUGAAGGUGGACAUUGGCAAAGUAUGGCAGGAAUUCACCUUUGCUGAGUAGGGGUCUAGCCUGGGUCUGCUCCACAGUCUCCAAGGGCCCGACCUGCCCCAAGGUAAAUUGGCCCAGGUCUCUACUUCUUUCAGCCAGAAGACUCCUUGCUAUCUGGAGUUCCUCCCCUCCUUUUCCUGGGAUGGUUCCAGCAAGCCAGAGGGGCAAGCUGCUGCAUUGUCCCUGAGCCUCUAGGAGGGGACUGAUUGACUGGCCAACCUGAUUCCACAUUGUUCCCAGGAACCACUUUUAGAAAUGGUCUCAGCUGGAGAUUCCCAGUGUGGCGGGCCCCUGGCCAGGCCUUUGGAACUUCAGCUGCCCUGCAGGGUCAGGAAAGCCUACACGUUGGAAAGACCCUGAUCAUGCUGUAAGAUUGGGGGUACUGGGAAAUAAAGAAAAGAGACCUUU